This is a messenger RNA of Moesziomyces antarcticus, 435 nucleotides long. RefSeq lists its product as uncharacterized. The coding region runs from base 1 to 435 and encodes 144 amino acids. The record is from RefSeq and is a predicted model, not a curated record. Lineage: Eukaryota; Fungi; Basidiomycota; Ustilaginomycetes; Ustilaginales; Ustilaginaceae. The transcript has a single exon.
AUGCUGGCGUUUGCAAGUCGGUAUACCGGCGCUUCCAAGUCUCCACCAAGCACAUGGGUACCACAGCAUACAUUGUUGGAUGCCACAUCCUCUAUCCCCGCGGGCAACUCGCAGGUGCAAAGGUGGAAUUACCGACCUAAAGCGUACCACAAAGGUUCCGACUCGAUAGCAUCCAUCCUGGCACUUUUGAGCAUACAGCUACGGACGCAAACCAAAUGCAUCGUUCACCGCCAUAUGCUGACGAGGUGGCGAUGCUGCAAACAGCAGUACCAGGCGCAUCCAAGACGCCCCCCAAGCCGACUCCCCACCUCGAAGAACAAGUACGCCUGCAACCCUCGUUUCCGAAACAUGAUCAAUGCGCCCAACCGCCAAAAACGUUCCCCCGCACCCAUCUUCUCCACUGCCCUUACCCAUUCUGGCUUCGUUCGACUAUGA